CUGGUCCAGAGCUUCGAGCUGCAGCUCUCGAGCACACCACUCCAGGCUCCGUCUCUGUCCAGCUAGCCGGCGCAAUGCAAGCACGGCAUAGCUUCUUUCUUUCUUGUACCGUCGUCAUUCUCGCAGAGCAUCCCCGCCCGGUGGCUGCUUCUCUUCCCAAAACCUGAUUCUGCAGCAUCCUUGGGUCUCAGCUUGCUGACUUUCCCAUCUCGUACCCAUCUCUUUCCCAUAUCUCUGCGACAAAGUCGACCUCCCACUCCGGCGACACGCAUCUAUUUUCUUUACACGCCGGCCGCAAUCACCCAAUCCCGGUCUCGAUACAGACACUGAUCGCCACCACACUCUCGUAGGCAGCACUUGCGCCUCUACUUUCACCAUGCCGAGUGCCGGCUACGUCCAGGUGUCCCUAAUCUGGGUCGCCUACGCGGCUGCGGUAGCCCUCGCGCUCCUCGUUGCAUCAGUCACGACUUUUACCUGGCAGACACCGCGCGAGCGUUCCGCCAUUGUCAGUAUCGUCGCAAUCGUCAGCUUGACGGCUCUCCUCGCGACGGUCUUUCUCCUGCCUGUCGACAUCGCCCUCGUCUCCGCCACGACCUCAACUGCAACAGGCACCAAAAAGGACUGGGCGACUCCGGAACGCGUCGACAACAUCCUAUUGACUCUGAAGAUAGUCUACUACUCGCUCUACAGCUUCGAUGCACUUCUGUGCCUUGUCGUCAUCCCCUUCUCUUACUUCUGGUACGAGGAGUACGAUGAGGUUGAGGAGCAAGAGGGCAACCAGACUGUCGGCAGCAGAUUAUGGAGUGCCUUCAAGUACACCAUUGCUUUUAUCCUCCUAGUCAUCAUCAUCUUCCUGAUUGGCUUCUUCGUGCCGAGAGCUGGCAAGAAUGGUGGAUCUCACCUCGACCUCGAAUUCUUCAAGCGUCUCCUGGAAGAGAAUCACGGAGAAAGGGCGCUGACCUUCGGGCUCGGCCUCCUCAUUACUCUCGGUACAAUCCUGUACGUGCUGUACACCGGAGCUGGUCUCGCACUAUUCCCUGUAUCCUUCAUCAAGUCAGCACCCGCUGUGUCUGCGCCUCAGCUGUCCGAGACGACAGCCUCUGCCCUGGAGCAGAACCGCGAGCGCCAACGCCAACUCGAGAUGCGCAAUGCCGGCCGACCUGAGGGCAUGCCUGCCAAAGAUCGCAGAGAACUGGACGCACUGGCUCGGGAAGAGCGCACUCUAGUGCGCAGAGAGAGGCUCGCUGCGGAAGCACUUGGCGAAGGCAAGAGCUGGAUCAUUCGAGCAUGGACUAAGAUCUGUGCCGUGUUCCGCCCUCUCAAACUCAUCGGUGGCAUUCUCCUCGUCCUCAUUGCUAUCCUUGUCUGGGUCUCGAUGCUCAUUACCGGAAUCGACAAGGCUGCCAACUCCAUCUGCAAGCAACGCUGUGGUUACAUUCUCGGACACAUUAAUGUCUUCCAGCCAGUCAACUGGCUUUUUGUGCAGACGGCACGCGCUUUCCCUGUCGACUACAUUUUGAUGGCUCUGUUGAUUCUCCUCUUCUUCAGCAGCUCGGUCGCUGGCGUGGCAACGAUCGGCAUUCGGUUCUUGUGGUUGCGCAUCUUUGAACUACGCAAAGGCAAGACUGCGCCACAAGCUCUGCUUAUGGCUGUGGUCAUGCUCAACCUCAUCGUACUCGCCAUCAACUACGCCAUUGCAAUGCUGGUGGCUCCUCAGUACGCGACAUACGGCACGCAGACGUUCUGCGACCUGCCACCACACCAUCCCGACGAGCUGCCGGACUGCACCAACCACCCUGAGGCCGUCAAGCCGUGCUCGGAGUGGGUGGACUCGCGCUCGUCGAUCCAGGUCUGCACCACGACGGCCAUGUCCAAUUUCUUGAACCGCAUCAACCUGAACUGGCCGGUGUUUGGCGCCAUUGACUUUUGGGCGCAGUUUGCCUUCCUCGGUGUGUUUCUAAUUGUAUUCCUGACGGCCUUGUUCCGCACGCCCAAGCUGGACAUGGCACAAUUUGAUGAAGAGGCCGAGAUCGAUGAAGAGGAGAGUCUAUUGGCAACUACAUCAAGACGGUUCGGCGCGACGUGGCAGGAUAUCACGGGCCGAUCAGGUUCCAGGAACGCAUCAUCUGGCCACAAUUGAUUUGGAUAAGGCUGGAUCCUUCUUGAGACGGCAUGAGUUGGGUUGUUGAAUGACAAGGUUGUGAAUGGCUCGGAAUGUACGUGGGCGUGGACUGUCAUACGCGUUAUUUCACUUGGUGACCCGAAGUUGUGGGAUUCUCCCUGUCGUCAAGGUCGUGUUCUCGUUUCAGUGGUAAACCAAGUACAUACACGAAAAGUAAUCCAGACGCUGGUUUGUCUAUGAGCAG
Microdochium trichocladiopsis is the source of this 2366-nucleotide messenger RNA. RefSeq lists its product as uncharacterized. Gene Ontology annotation, biological process: protein localization to vacuole. The coding region runs from base 377 to 2140 and encodes 587 amino acids. Gene Ontology annotation, cellular component: vacuolar membrane. Lineage: Eukaryota; Fungi; Ascomycota; Sordariomycetes; Xylariales; Microdochiaceae. The transcript has a single exon. The record is from RefSeq and is a predicted model, not a curated record.